Molecule: messenger RNA, 1511 nt
Organism: Olea europaea var. sylvestris
Lineage: Eukaryota; Viridiplantae; Streptophyta; Magnoliopsida; Lamiales; Oleaceae
Exons: 2
Source: RefSeq, a predicted model, not a curated record
ACGGUUGUUAAGUGUAAUAAUUGUCAUACAUAUGCAGGAAUAUAUAAAUAUCGUCUGUCAGAAACGUAAAGUCAUUGGAUACCGCCCAUAAACCAAUAAGUACCGAUAGAUAUGUAGAGAGAGAAAGAGAUCAUUACUCAACGCCUAUACAUGCAUUUAUAUCUGUAUCUGUAUCUGUAUCUGUAUAUGUAUAUGUUUGCGUAGUUCUUUGUGUGUGAGGAAAAAUGGGUGGGAGUAAAUGGAGGAAAGUUAAGCUUGCUCUUGGGUUGAAGCUCAACACAUGUCUUCACGAACCAAGAACCAUCGAGGACGCGCCGCCGUUGUCCGCCGGGAGGUUGUCUGAUGCCGCUUCCUUGUCCUCGCUGCCGUCGCGGCGAAAUCCCACCACGCCUACGCCAUCUUCCUCCGGACUCCGCUUGUCGAAACACUCCUCCAAAUCUUUCGAGAGGACCUGUGCAAUAUGUUUGACGUCCAUGAAACCUGGCCAUGGCCAUGCCAUUUUCACGGCAGAAUGCUCACACUCCUUUCAUUUCCAUUGUAUUACAACUAAUGUAAAACAUGGAAAACGAAGUUGUCCGGUUUGCAGAGCGAAAUGGAAAGAAAUACCCCUCCAGAGUCCUGUUACCGAUAAACCGCGUGGAAAACCACUCUUAAACAAUUUGUCCUGGCCUCGAGAUGAUACCUGGUUGACCGUUAUAAGACAAUUGCCCCCUUCCCGAUUGGUCGCUAAUCAACAUGUUUCUUCAUUUUUUCAUCCGGUGGAACCUAGGGUGUUCGAUGAUGAUGAACGUCAACUACCUGAUGUCACCCUAUCUUCUGGUAAUGAUGUGACUGAUGACCAUUCUGUCGGAGUCAUGGAGGUUAAAACAUACCCAGAGGUUUCUGCUGUUCCGAAGUCAACAUUCCACAAUAAUUUUGCUGUUCUGAUUCAUCUCAAAGCUCCUGUUACUACCAGGCCCCAACUUUCUGGAAUAAAUCAAACAUCUCGUGCUCCAGUCGAUCUCGUCUCAGUGCUUGAUGUUAGUGGUAGCAUGGCAGGUAGCAAGCUUGCCUUGCUGAAACGGGCAGUGGGAUUCGUGAUCCAAAACCUUGGCCCCUCUGAUAGGCUUUCAGUAAUUGCCUUCUCAUCCACUGCUCGUCGUCUCUUUGCUCUUCGUAGGAUGACUGAUAAUGGAAAGUGCGAAGCUUUACAAGCUGUUAAUUCUUUAAGAUCAAAUGGUGGGACAAACAUUGUCGAGGCCCUUAAGAAGGGUGCGAAGGUGAUGACUGACCGCAAGUGGAAAAAUCCAGUUUGUAGUAUUAUAUUGUUGUCCGAUGGACAAGACACGUAUGCUCUUAGCAGCCCGAGUGGUACCAACACACCCAAUACCAGUACUGAUUACCAAUCAUUACUCCCGAAUUUCAUGCAUCACGAUAGUGCUUCCGAUUUCCACAUUCCCGUACACACAUUUGGAUUUGGUGUAGAUCAUGAUUCAGUCUCAAUGCAUUCAAUCUCCGAAACUUCUGGGGGA